Molecule: messenger RNA, 1335 nt
Organism: Penicillium concentricum
Lineage: Eukaryota; Fungi; Ascomycota; Eurotiomycetes; Eurotiales; Aspergillaceae
Product: cytochrome P450
Exons: 2
Coding region: 1-1335 (444 amino acids)
Molecular function (GO): heme binding; oxidoreductase activity, acting on paired donors, with incorporation or reduction of molecular oxygen; monooxygenase activity
Source: RefSeq, a predicted model, not a curated record
AUGCGAGAUUUCCACGGAAAAUACGGUGAAGUCGUUCGCUUUGGCCCAAACGAAGUCUCUUUCAUCACUGCUCGGGCAUGGAAAAACAUAUAUGGUCAUAGCCAUCAACAACUACCAAAAGUCUUGCAUUCGACGAGUAACCCGUCUGACAUUGUUAGCGCCAACAAUGCAGAUCAUAGUCGUCUUCGCAGGUCCUUGGCACAUGCCUUUUCUGCGAAAGGCCUGCAAUCCCAGGAACCCAUAAUUACCAAGUAUGUGGAUCUCUUGAUAGCAAAACUGAAAGUCCUUGCCGCCUCAUCCGUCCAGGAAGUCGACAUGGUAAAAUGGUACAACCUGACUACAUUUGACAUACUUGGAGAUCUCGCUUUCGGUGAGCCAUUUGGAGGACUAGAAUCAUCUGAGUAUCAUGACUGGGUUUCGACCAUUUUUCAGGCUAUCCGCGGCAUGUCCCUUGUGCAAUUCAAAGAUGCCUAUCCGCUUCCGUUCGGGAUAUUGUCCCUUUUCAGCUCAAACCGCCUGAUGAAUGCACGGCAAAGACAAAUCGAAUUUAGCAGAUCCACUGUGCAGAAACGUCUCCAGAUUUCAAGUCCCAGAGAAUUCACAGACUUCAUUGGCAGCAUGUUGCGGCAACGCGGAGAACCAAGCAAAGAGAUCACCAACAAGGAGUUAGAAGCUAACUCUAACGUUUUGGUUAUUGCUGGUAGUGAGACGACGGCUACUUUACUUUCUGGGGUCACUUACUGGCUGCUGCAAACGCCGCACGCCAUGGAAAGAGUCACUCGGGAAGUAAGAUCUGCGAUACAAACUGAGCAUGAUAUCACCAUCUCAAGCACCGCAAAUUUGACAUACAUGCUCGCGUGUCUCAAGGAGGCAUUCCGAAUGUAUCCGCCGGCUCCCUCUGGACAGCAGCGGAUGACGCUUGGACCUGAAUCAACUCGAAUUUCGGGCUACUUCAUGCCCCCAAAUACAAAAGUCUCGGUCCAUCAAUAUGCCGCAUACCGGUCAGCCUUGAACUUUUAUGCCCCAGAUCAGUUCAUACCCGAGCGUUGGCUAGAGAAUGCCAGAGACAAUCGAUCCUCGCCUUUCUAUAACGAUAAUCGGGACGUCCUACAACCAUUCUCAGUGGGACCAAGGAACUGCAUUGGGAGAGAACUGGCAUAUAGCGAGUUACGAGUGAUUCUUGCACGGGUGCUUUGGAGUUUUGACUUGGAACUUCAUGAGAAGAGCGGGAAAUGGCACCAGCAGCGUUCUUACUUAUUAUGGGAGAAGCCUCCGUUGAUAUGUAAGCUAAAGAUGAGCGAGAAAGAAAUAUGGCGAACAGCUCAUGAGAAGUAG